GAGUCAGUAGUCAUACAGCAGACAUUAAAGUGUUGUGUAUAUAGUUUUAGAGAUGGUGUAUAGUUGGAACGAUUUACAAUUAGUAUUUAAGUCUUUGGUGUAGUAGUUGCAGCACAAUAAAAAUAUAUCAAGUAUAUCACUAUUCACUUUUCACUACGAAUGUUAGUAACUCAGUAUUUGUGUUAGUGUUAGAAUGUUGGGCAUGGUGUUCUAAUAAUAGUGUAAAAAAUUUUUUAGUUUUAAUUAUUAUUUAUUUAUAUAAUACAAAAACGUAAUUAGCGACCAGAAAAAAAAUCGUGGAAAAAAUAUUUCUAACAAAAUGCCACCAAAUAUAACAACAGAGACAUGUACUCCAAAACCUAGUGAUAAUGUAUUAAACAGUGAAGAUAUUGUUGUUGACAAAAGUAGUGAUAAAAUUAAAGAUGAUUUCCCAACACCAUGGAAUCGACGGUUUUUAUGGCGAAAUAUAGCUGUAUUUGGACCAUUACACGUGUUAUCAUUUUAUGGUCUAUAUUUAGUAUUCACGUCUGCACGAAUUUAUACAACUAUAUUUGCGUUGGUUCUACAUCAAUUAGGUAUAUUUAGUGUCACAGCCGGUGCCCAUCGUUUAUGGUCACAUCGAGCCUAUAAAGCAAAAUGGCCAUUAAGAUGUUUGCUAAUAUUUAUUCAUUGGUGCACUUUCCAAGAUGCCGUUUAUAUUUGGGCAUAUCAUCAUCGAAUUCAUCAUAAAUUUAGUGACACAGACGCAGAUCCACACAAUGCAAAACGCGGAUUCUUUUUCUCCCAUAUGGGUUGGUUAUUCUGCGAAGGUCAUCCCGAUUUUGAAACCAAAAAAAAAGUAAUAGAUUUGACUGAUUUACAUCAAGAUAAAAUUCUUAUGUUCCAAUACAGACAUUAUCUAAAAGUGAUGCCAUUUUUGUCAUUUAUAUUACCAACACUUUUGCCAAUGGUUUUAUGGGAUGAAACACUCUGGAAUUCAUUUUUCGUGAAUAUUUGGCGUUACGCAAUUACUUUCCACGUUACUGUUUGUAUUAACAGCUUUGCUCACACUUAUGGAUCACGUCCAUAUGAUAAGGAAAUAAUGCCAACAGAAAGUUAUUCAUUAGCAUGGGUAACACUUGGCGAAGGUUGGCAUAAUUACCACCAUGUGUUCCCAUGGGAUUAUAAGGCAGCCGAAUUCGGUGGAAGUCGUGUCAAUCCCACCACAGUCUUAUUGAAUUUCUUCGCUAAAAUUGGCUGGGCGUACGAUUUAAAAACAGUAACCGAUGAAGGUAUCAAAAAACGAGUAAUGCGAACAGGUGAUGGUACACAUCCUGUAUGGGGAUGGGGUGAUCCAGAACAAACAAAAGAAAAUGCCAACGCUGCGACUAUUUUACACAAACAAGAAGAUUAUUCAUGGGGAUGGGGAGAUGAAGAUGGCAAAUUGGCAACGGAAAGUGUUAAACAUGCAGCAACCUUACAUCCAGACACAAAAGAAAAAAAUAGUUAAAUUUAAUAUUAAUGGUUUAUUUAUUUGCAAUUAUU
Chrysoperla carnea is the source of this 1524-nucleotide messenger RNA. Its product is annotated as acyl-CoA Delta-9 desaturase-like. Gene Ontology annotation, molecular function: stearoyl-CoA 9-desaturase activity; iron ion binding. Bases 320 to 1489 code for a protein of 389 amino acids. Gene Ontology annotation, biological process: unsaturated fatty acid biosynthetic process. The transcript has 6 exons. The record is from RefSeq and is a predicted model, not a curated record. Gene Ontology annotation, cellular component: endoplasmic reticulum membrane. Lineage: Eukaryota; Metazoa; Arthropoda; Insecta; Neuroptera; Chrysopidae.